Glycine soja is the source of this 1043-nucleotide messenger RNA. RefSeq lists its product as uncharacterized. Lineage: Eukaryota; Viridiplantae; Streptophyta; Magnoliopsida; Fabales; Fabaceae. Bases 259 to 747 code for a protein of 162 amino acids. The transcript has 3 exons. The record is from RefSeq and is a predicted model, not a curated record.
AAAUAAAAAUACAAGACAGAUAAUUUUAAAAAGAGAAAUUCAAUGGAAAUGAAGUGAUAUGUAGAGAAAGAUGUCAGGCCCGACGUUGGAUUGUAGCGGCUCGUGCUUACCUCCUCCACCUGGUGGGUUGCACUCUUUUUACUAAUAAGAGUUCAACCUAUGUUCAUGUGGUGCAUCUGGAGGGUUUUCGAGACCCAGGUCAGUCUAGGGGCUAUGCCUGGGGAGUUUUUGCGCUGGUUCACAUGUAUGACCAGCUAAAUGAAGCUUUCCAGACCCCCACACGAUAGAUGGUGUUCGAUAUAUGAGCACUUUCUCAGUGUUCAUCAGUCUGUCACUGAUGAUGCGUACACUGAGACUACCCCACGUGCAUUGAGGUGGCUUACGACGAAGGCGCACAUGAAGGGGAUCAAGAGAGCGUCGUACAGGGCACGUUUAGAUGCUCUGACGAUCACGGACGUUUCCUGGUUGCCCUAUAGUGAGCAUCGGGUAGUUAGGAGCUUUGAGCUUAUUUCAUGCUACCAGGGGCAGCUCAGAUGGGGUCAUGUUGUGGUCUACAUUCGACCAGAGCGGGUGGUACAACAGUUCGGGUACAUUCAGACCAUCCCUCCACCACCGGUUACUGCUUCGUUGUCGUGUGACGAGAUAGACGAGAGGUGGAUGCUUUUCGGGGACCAUUUAGCACCCGCGGGUGAGAUUUGUGUUGUCCUCGGGCAGGUAACAGUGGACUACAUGGAGUGGUUUUUGUAGAUAUCUCACUCGUUCAUCACGCUGACCCAGGAAGGCGAUGAGCCCAAACAGCCAGCUGCCCCAGAUGUGGAUGCAUACGUCGAGCCAUAUGUCCUUGAGGUUCUAGUCGGAGCUUAUCUCCCCAGACAUUCAGUGUUGCUUGUGAAGAUUGUGAAGCGAUCGCAGAAAGGUUGGAGCGUGUGCUUAACCUUAGGAUAGUGACUGCAGGAACAGAGUUACAUGACAUCAUGGAAGAUUGCCUGCGGAUCGCUAAGGGUGAGGCCUCUGAUCGAAGUCUUAGGGCGCAAUGUAGACAA